Peronospora matthiolae is the source of this 420-nucleotide messenger RNA. NCBI's taxonomy places the organism in Eukaryota, Oomycota, Peronosporomycetes, Peronosporales, Peronosporaceae. The record is from the annotation of a GenBank genome assembly.
AUGAGGGACACCUCAUCACUAGGGGCAGUAACACACAGAGACUGUGUGUUGGGAGCAAUCUUCGUCAAGAGUCCUGCAAAUUCUCUUGAAGUUGCUGGAUCAGCAGGGUUCUCCGCCCUUACUGACCCUGCCCGUUUUUUGGCGGUCCGACUUGCUGUCGCGGAUUGGCGACAUGGUAAGACCCACGUCUCGGACCCUUCCUUGGCCAAAGGCGGUCAUCACGUCCUGUCUUCGGACGUGUUGCAGUGCUCGGGACACUACACUCAUGAGCGUAGUGUCCAAUCUUCUGACAGCGGUGGCAUCUUGCCGUUCGCUUGUGACUCAGAGAGCGAGAGUUCUCGCUCACGGUGUAACAGAGGUCCAUUGGAUCAGGACCUCCUGUUUCCUGUCGCCUCGUCGGACGAUAGUUGGACGAGUUAG